This is a messenger RNA of Planococcus citri (citrus mealybug), 3095 nucleotides long. RefSeq names its product schlank (gene schlank). Gene Ontology annotation, molecular function: sphingosine N-acyltransferase activity. The record is from RefSeq and is a predicted model, not a curated record. Gene Ontology annotation, biological process: ceramide biosynthetic process. Lineage: Eukaryota; Metazoa; Arthropoda; Insecta; Hemiptera; Pseudococcidae. Gene Ontology annotation, cellular component: membrane. The transcript is spliced from 7 exons. Bases 754 to 1941 code for a protein of 395 amino acids.
CUGCGGUUGAAUUGAGACUUGGAGGAAUUGAACAUUGUAAAAUUGAUAACUUGAUAGGCUACAUGUUUUCUGAUGCUACCUGAUUUUAUAGGAUUACGUAUUCGAGUCAUCGAGUCGAGUGUUUCAUUUUAUUCGUGAUUGAUCAAUAAUUUUUUAAUUAUUCGACGAUUGUGUAUCACUUUUUUUAUUCAUUUUUUUUGCAGACAGAAAAGAGAUCGAUGUCUCCUGCUGGAGCGCGCUGGGUGCUUUGCAAAUGAUCGUAAAUCGUGAUCCAUAAUUCUACGAAGAAAGCUCUAAGGCUCAGCACCGAACCGGUUCAUUUCAAGUUCAACGAAGUCAUUUUCUCUCAAAAUCAAAUUAAAUUUUCGUUGAAAUUUGAAGAAUCAAACUUGAUGUUCUAAAAACGAACGACGUUUCGCGUAGUAUUUGAACAGAUUCAACAGCUGCGCGGUUCUCCCUCUCUUCGAAUUUCAGUCAUACGAUGCGUUGUUGGUGUGUUUGUGUUUGUAUAUUCAUCAACGGUUGUUACGCAAACUUAGCUCCGUGAUAACGUCGUACAAAUCCUCAUUAGAAGAACGUUUUUUCAACUUUAUCAUGUGCCUGUGUCUGUGGUUGUUAUAACGUAUGUAUUGAAAAGAUUAAGGCGUGUUUGGUUUGCUUCCCGGUAAAUGCAUGUUAUGUAAUAUCCUGAUUAAUGAAUUUUUGAAAUUUUGCUAAUAAGUGUUAAUUUUCUAAUCGGAGUGUCGCGUUGACAUGGGAAUUUAUAGUACGUUAUGUGUAUUCUCCGAAGAAAUUUACAGUGCGUAUCGUGUGGUCUCCGAAUAUUUUUGGAGCAAAGAGAUUUGGCUGCCGCCGAAUUUCACAUGGCAGAUGUUAGAUCCCAAAUUCGGACAUAAUUGCACAGAUUACCGGCAUUUGUACAUCUAUCCUAUUGCGUUAGCAUUCCUCGUAUUAUUUAUUCGAAUUGUAUUGGAAAAAUUUUGUUUCGCACCUCUGGGACUGAAGUUAGGAAUUAAAAAUGUUAAAAAGAAAAAAUUCCACAAUAACGUCGUGCUCGAAAAUGCCUACAAAGAUACAUCGGUAUGGGAUCAUAAUUUCGUAUUGGGCCUUUCAAAACGUAUAGAUUGGACCGUACGCCAAGUUCAAAGAUGGCAUCGCCUAAAGAAACUACAAGGAAAACCUAGCACGUUGACCAAGUUUUGCGAAAAUAGUUGGAGAAGUUUGUAUUACACGAGUUCUUUUAUCUACGGUUUGGUCGUGUUAUGGGAUAAACCAUGGUUUUGGAAUAUCGAUUAUUGUUGGAUUGGAUACCCUUAUCAAGGUGUCACAACGGAUGUAUGGUGGUACUAUAUGAUCUCAUUGGCUUUCUACUGGUCUCUAGCUUUUUCGCAGUUUUUCGACGUGAAAAGAAAAGAUUUCUGGCAAAUGUUUAUUCAUCAUGUUGCUACUAUCGUGUUGCUGUCUUUCUCGUGGAUAUGUAAUUUACACAGAGUUGGAACUUUGGUUCUGGUUAUACACGACGCUGCCGAUUGUAUAUUAGAUGGUACGAAAGCUGUCAAAUACGCGAAAUACGAUAACCUUUGUACUGUAUUAUUUGCCUUAUUUUUGGCUGUUUGGAUCGGCACCAGGAUAAUCAUAUUUCCAUUAUGGAUUCUACGAAGCACUACACUGGAAGCGCCGUAUGUCGCCGGAAUGAUGUUCCCAGCGUAUUAUAUCUUCAACGGGUUACUUAUAUUGUUGUUAAUACUGCAUAUUUUCUGGACGAAAUUAAUUCUACAACUCGCUUAUAGAACGUGGACUAAAGGAGAGCUCGAAGGAGACAUUCGAAGUUCAUCGAGCGGUGAUGAUAGUGAUGAUUCUACUAAAACUUCAUUGUGCAAUAAUCACACGUCAGCGAAAAAGAAAAAUGAUGAAGCAGAUCCGGUAGAUUCCAUCGAUUGAAACCAAUUCACGUUUAUUUUUUGGUAAAAGUAAUUCCUGAAGUACAGUCGCAGUUCCUCAGAUUUAAAUAUCGUUUCAAUUUUUGUCAUUUUGAAAAUUUUAUACUUACUACAUUCGAUGGUCAAUUGGUGAUUUUAAAAAAUACUUAAAUAUUGUAGAGUGUAUAAAUAAUGUGUAUUCGUUUGUACAGUACCUAUCAUUGUUUUCAUAAUUUUUUCGAGAUUUUCUAUUCGUAAAAGUACUGAAAAUAUCUAUCAUUUUCGAAGUCGAAUACUAUCGUAUCAAUAUCGUAUUUUGAUAUCAAGUGAAUUUGUUAUGCGUUGUUUUUAUUCUCGUUGUAUGUAUUAUAAUUACUGUUGUAGAAAUUCUUAUAUGUAAGAUAAUUCGUUAAAGAAAGAGUCGCAACGUUUUAAUUUUGUAAAAGUUGUAGUUUUGUGAUUGAGUUGUAUUAUAAUUUUUUUUCGAAUUGAAAAAAUCAAGGAAAAAGUUGAAGCAAAAUUACUGUACUCUAGUCGUUCUACCAAAUUGUUUUUCUUUUUUUCGAGUUUAAUGGCUGAGUAGCUUUGAGCGAUUUAAGUACGUGGGCAACCUUUGUUAAAUUAUUAGGUACCUGUUUUUCACAUUUUGAAAAAUUGUUUAUGUACGAAUGUCAUCAAAUUGUGUAAUUUCGUUUGCGAGUAAGCAUGUCUGACAUAUAUGUACAUCAAUGUACAUGCGAUGAGCAAUUUUGUGAGUGAUAUUGUGAAAUACGUUUGUAAUUUUGUGUACCUAUCGUUUAAACGCACUUACUGUUUGUAGCAAAUACCUAAGCGUUGUUGAAUUUCCUAUGAUUAUGAUUUAUAAAUUGUGUUAAACUUUUCUUUAAACAUUUCAUUUUGCUUUUUCCUAGUCCACGUUUUACUAAACUUGAAGAAAAAAUUCCAUGUGUAUCUUUAAUUCGUACGGUCUAUGAAUGGUGUUUAGAAAUCGGUAGAUUAUAUUGUCUACUGAAUCACUCGAAUUGUAAUUAUUUAUGUAACUGCGUUGCCAAUCACAUUUUCUCAUUUUUUAUUAAUCACUUCCCUUGCAUUUAAUUUUACUUUACGCUUUUGUGAUUAUCUUGUCAUGAAGUAUGUUUUUGAAUCUUAGAGAAAUAAAAUAUUUGUUUUUAUUUC